CCAGUUCUUUCCAGAGGUGGAAAAAGCGUUAUUUCAAACUUCGAGGUCGUACCCUGUACUAUGCUAAGGAUUCAAAGUCUCUAAUAUUUGAUGAAGUUGACCUGUCAGAUGCCAGUGUAGCUGAAUCAAGCACAAAAAAUGUCAACAACAGCUUCACGAUAAUCACUCCAUUUAGGAGGCUAAUAUUGUGUGCUGAAAACAGAAAAGAAAUGGAGGACUGGAUAAGCUCUCUAAAGUCUGUACAGUCUAGAGAACACUAUGAGACCGCACAGUUUAAUGUGGAACAUUUCUCAGGGAUGCAUAACUGGUACGCCUGCUCCCAUGCCCGACCUACCUUCUGUAACGUGUGUAGGGAGAGCCUCUCUGGAGUCACCUCUCAUGGCCUGUCUUGUGAAGUGUGUAAAUUUAAAGCACAUAAAAGAUGUGCUGUCAGAGCAACAAAUAACUGCAAGUGGACUACAUUAGCCUCAAUUGGAAAAGAUAUCAUUGAAGAUGAAGAUGGUAUAGCUAUGCCUCAUCAGUGGUUAGAGGGUAAUUUACCUGUCAGUGCCAAAUGCGCGGUCUGCGACAAGACCUGCGGCAGUGUUUUACGCCUGCAAGAUUGGAAGUGCCUUUGGUGUAAAGCUAUGGUUCACACUGCCUGUAAAGAUCUCUAUCCUCGUAAAUGUCCACUUGGCCAAUGUAAGGUAUCGAUCAUACCUCCAACAGCAUUAAACAGUAUAGACUCUGAUGGUUUCUGGAAAGCCACAUGCCCGCCAUCCUGUGCCAGUCCUCUUUUAGUUUUUGUUAACUCAAAGAGUGGAGACAAUCAGGGAGUAAAGUUUCUUCGUCGAUUCAAACAGUCGUUAAAUCCAGCUCAGGUGUUCGAUUUAAUGAAUGGAGGACCUCACUUAGGUUUACGAUUAUUUCAGAAAUUUGACAACUUCCGGAUUCUUGUAUGCGGCGGAGAUGGAAGCGUUGGCUGGGUGUUGUCCGAAAUUGAUAAACUCAGCUUGCACAAACAGUGUCAGUUAGGAGUGCUACCCCUUGGUACUGGGAAUGACCUUGCUCGUGUCCUUGGUUGGGGAGGAUCCUGUGAUGAUGAUACGCAACUUCCUCAGAUUUUGGAAAAAUUAGAACGAGCCAGCACAAAAAUGUUAGACAGGUGGAGUAUAAUGUCAUAUGAACUAAAAUUACCCACGAAGCCUUCUAUUCUUCCAGUCACUGCAGAAGAAGAGUCAGAGGAAUGCCAGAUAUCUGCUUAUGAGGAUUCAGUUGCUGCUCAUCUUGCAAAAAUCCUCAAUUCUGAUCAGCACUCAGUUGUCAUAUCAUCUGCCAAAAUAUUAUGUGAAACUGUAAAGGACUUUGUUGCCAAAAUAGGGAAGACUUACGAAAAACCGAUGGAAAAUGCAGAAGAAGCUGAUGCCAUGGCCACUAAAUGUUCAGAGUUAAAUGAGAAGCUAGACCUACUGCUCCAAGCUCUCCACUCCGAAGCCCAGGCUGCUCCUGUUCUCCCAGGGAUCACUCCCCCCAUCGUGGAAGAAGAAGCUGAGGAGUUUUCCAGUGAAGAAUCCUUAUCUGAAAGUAAAGAGCAGUUAGCAGAGUGUGUUGCAAAGUCUUCCAGCCAGAAACUCUUCAAACCAAGAGAACAGCUCAUGCUGCGGGCAAACAGUUUAAAGAAGGCUGUGAGGCAGAUCAUUGAACAAGCAGAAAAAGUUGUGGAUGAGCAGAAUGCUCACAGUGAAGAACAAGUGAACCAGUCCCCUCUAGAAUACAGCAAAGAAUUGGAUGAAUCAAAAGAAGAGGAAAAAGAGGAAGAUACAAAGGAAUUUGAGUCUCAGUCAGUUAAAACUGCGCCAAGAUCUCCAGAUCGACGAGCAAGUCGAGGUAUCCAUUCUCAGACAGGCUCCUUCUCUGCUCCAGCUUUGGCUGCCAGCAAAGAAAACCUCCCUGUGCUUAACACUAGGAUUAUCUGCCCAGGCUUAAGGGCGGGACUAGCUGCUUCUAUUGCAGGAAGUUCGAUUAUUAGCAAAAUGUUACUAGCAAACAUCGAUCCAUUUGGUGCUACACCGUUUAUUGACCCGGAUCCAGAUUCACUGGAGGGAUAUGCAGAAAAAUGUGUCAUGAAUAACUACUUUGGAAUUGGAUUAGAUGCAAAAAUUUCACUUGAAUUUAAUAACAAGCGAGAAGAGCAUCCUGAAAAAUGCAGAAGUCGGACGAAAAACAUGAUGUGGUAUGGAGUUCUUGGUACAAAAGAAUUACUGCAGAGGACUUACAAGAACUUAGAACAAAAAGUUCAACUUGAGUGUGACGGACAGUACAUCCCCCUUCCAAGUCUGCAGGGCAUAGCUGUGCUAAACAUUCCCAGCUACGCUGGUGGGACUAACUUCUGGGGUGGAACCAAAGAAGAUGAUAUAUUUGGAGCCCCAUCAUUUGAUGAUAAAAUCUUAGAAGUUGUUGCAGUAUUUGGCAGCAUGCAGAUGGCAGUUUCAAGAGUCAUCAAACUACAGCACCACAGGAUCGCUCAGUGUCGGUCAGUAAAGAUCACCAUACUUGGUGAUGAAGGGGUUCCAGUGCAAGUGGAUGGAGAGGCAUGGAUCCAGCCCCCCGGUGUUAUAAAAAUUAUACAUAAAAACAGAGCUCAGAUGCUAACACGAGACAGAGCUUUUGAAAACACCCUGAAGUCUUGGGAAGACAAACAGAAGUAUGAUUCCUGUAAACCUGUCAUUCGAUCUCCCUUGUACCCUCAACAGGCUGUUGAGUUGGCUACAGAAGAGGAAGUUGCACAGAUCCAGCUGUGCUCUCAAGCUGCAGAAGAGCUUAUUACCAGAAUCUGUGAAGCAGCAAAAGUACAUGGCCUCUUGGAGCAGGAGCUUGCUCAUGCUGUCAAUGCAUGUUCUCAUGCAUUAAAUAAAGCCAACCCAAGGUUUCCUGAGAGUCUUACCAGAAACACUGCCAUGGAGAUAGCUGUCAACGUGAAGGCCCUACAUAAUGAAACUGAAUCUCUGCUAGUAGGAAGAGUUCCUUUGCAGUUAGAAGCUCCCCAUGAAGAGCUGUUGUCUGAUGCUUUGCACAGUGUGGAAAUAGAGUUGAGAAAGCUUGCUGAGAUUCCUUGGCUUUAUUAUGUUUUUCAACCAAAUGAUGAUGAGGAUCCCCCUCUGGAUUAUGCUAAGAGAAACAACAGAAGUACAGUGUUUCGCAUAGUGCCAAAGUUUAAAAAAGAAAAAGUCCAGAAGCAUAAGACCAGCCCUCAGCCUGGACCUGGGGAUAACGAAAGUGGGUCAUAUGAAGCGAAUUCUCCAGGGAAUUAAAGAGCUCGGCAAGAACACCCCUUUGUCUGAAGUGUAAUUAUGCUGGUGUUCCCUCUCUAGAGAGAGAGGGGAAGUUGCUGGAGAAGCAAAGCUGUUGCAGGCACUUUGCUGUUUUUGUAGUUUACUGUACGGAAGAAAAAGCACUGGUAUGUUUGUACAGGCUAAUUAAUAUCUCUGAAUUCGUGUCUGGUGAAGAGCCUGUUGCAAGAGGGUGAAAGGUUUUGUGCCAAAAAAAAGGAAAAGGUUCCGUGAAGAUGUUUUCUCGGUGUACAAACUUGAGCGGUUCAGAUUAAGCACAUUUGGGUAAACUGGUUGGUAUAUGGUGAACUGCACUGACUGGAAAAUAUAACUAAGAAAUGAUUGCUUUGCUUACAUGCAGCUCAGUAUGCCUCUCCUUACAACGCAGCAAGAUGAUCAGUGUACUGCGUGAGGUUAUCUGGUCGUCCUCCCGAGGCAUAGCUGCCGUAAAGCCUCUGGUGCAGGGGACCGAGAGCUGGCUCUUCCAGGGUUGAACACGUGAGACUAGCGAUGCCUCAGGUACCUAGCGCUCACUGGCCACGCAGAACGGCGACAGAUACCUUGUUAAUGCCAUGAAUGCAAACUAUAAUGCAUGGUGUGCCUGCCUGACCUGUCUGUUGUUCUGUUGCAUGACACGUCUGAUACUUUAAACACUUGAACAACUUUUUAUAUCUGUUUGAAUGAGAUUUAAUU
Molecule: messenger RNA, 4001 nt
Organism: Struthio camelus australis
Lineage: Eukaryota; Metazoa; Chordata; Aves; Struthioniformes; Struthionidae
Source: RefSeq, a predicted model, not a curated record